Molecule: messenger RNA, 306 nt
Organism: Spirodela intermedia
Lineage: Eukaryota; Viridiplantae; Streptophyta; Magnoliopsida; Alismatales; Araceae
Source: the annotation of a GenBank genome assembly
AUGCGGCAAGAAAGAGAGAAGGCAACACCAACUAAAAGGACUAAAAGGACUAAAAGGAAAGGAUCUCUGCACCUGUUGCUAAAAAAUUCGGAGAGCUUGCCAGUGGAGGAGAAGACGAUCACCCCUAUUUCGGCAUCACAGAGUAUGGCCAGCUCUUCCGCCUUCUUGAACAGGCCCCUCCUCCGCUUCGAGAAGGUCACCUGCCUCGUGGUCGUGUUUUCUAUCUUCCUAAUCUUGAUCUUCUCCCUCACCAUCCCUUCCUUCUCUGUCCUCCGACUUCUUUUGCCUCACCACAUGGCUUGCUGA